GCACAGCAGGGCUGCAGCAGCUGCCAGGACCCAGCAAUGCCUGGAGGGAAGGCGGCAGAGGAGCCAGCAGGUCCUUGCAGGUGUUUUCCCUCCUCCAAUGCUGGUGGUAGAAAAACAGUUCGAAGGAUUUUGAUGUCAUGCCUGGUCUCCCUCUGCAGUCUCCUUGGGGCCAUUUCUUUUGAUUUGAGCAACAGCUUGGGAAUGUGGAAAGACACAGGCAGAGCCCUUCAGGAACUUUCCUCCUGUGAAACCCUUUGGGCUGCUCACCUCAUCUCUGUCCUGCAGGAAGAAAGGCACAGCUGGCUGUUCCCAGCAGCAGACACAAGGAAUAGAUCAUUCCAUUCUCACCUCCUGGGGAACUUAAACUCCACCUGUAUGGCAAGUGAGGCAGAGCUGUACUGUGAGAAUUGCCAGUGCAAGGAGGAGAAAAUCUCCAUUUGUAGAUUUUACAGAACUGACUUGAGACACAAACAGAACAUCUCAGGGGUUACUGAAGCCAGGCAGGUGCUGUCCAGAGCGAUCUCUGAGCUGCUUGAGCGUUUCUGGAGCCCCCAUGAGGACCUCAAAGCCAUGAGACACAAUCCUGACUGGGCAGACACAGUGGCUUUUAAACUUAUCCUGCAAAUCAGAGAAGCUGUGCUCAAAGCCCAGCCAGUGCCAGCACCUCUGAGCCUUCAAACCACACUGCACCAACAUUUUGCCACUCUGAGCUAUGCUCUCUUCUCCUCAGAGACUGCACAUAAGUGCUGGACAGAUAAUGUCAAUUUAUCCCUUUAUUUCACCCAGUAUGAAGGAAUCUCCUUCUUUACCCCAUUCCUGGGCUUGGGUGACUUUGUGUCCCUGGAAGCCACAGUGAGGGGACUGCACUAUGCACAGAGCUGUCUGCUGCAGGAGGGACAGGAAAAGUUGCACAAAAAAUCCAAGGAAAUCCUGUCUGCAAUAAGCCUGAAGAUCAGUCUGCUGGUGGUGGCCUGUCUCAUUUACCCCAUUGUGCUGCUGUCCUUCAAGCAAAUGACAGAUUGGAUACACAGCUAUGCCAGCAACCUCAAGGAAAAGACAGAGGACUUGAAAAGGGAGAGGCGCCUAGCUGAGGACCUCUUGCACCAGAUGUUGCCAAAGUCUGUGGCCAAGCAGCUAAGGAAAUGCCAAAAAGUUGAGGCAGAAAACUAUGAUCAGGUCACAAUCUUCUUCUCAGACAUCGUGGGGUUCACAGGCAUUGCUGCCUCCUGCACUCCCCUGCAAGUGGUUGAGAUGCUCAACAAUCUCUACGUCUGCUUUGACACCAGGAUUGACUCUUAUGAUGUGUACAAGGAAAGCUCAGUUCCUGCCUCUUAGUGACACGUGCCCCUUCCCAUCAGGUGGAAACCAUUGGGGAUGCCUACAUGGUGGUGAGUGGCCUGCCAGAGAGGAAUGGCACCAAACACGCCCAUGAGAUUGCCAAAAUGUCCCUGGACCUGGUGGCAGCAGUGCGGCAGGUGGUGAUCCCUCACAUGCCAAGGGACAGGCUGGAGCUGC
This is a messenger RNA of Catharus ustulatus (Swainson's thrush), 1515 nucleotides long. RefSeq lists its product as uncharacterized. Gene Ontology annotation, biological process: receptor guanylyl cyclase signaling pathway; cGMP biosynthetic process; intracellular signal transduction. The transcript has 4 exons. Gene Ontology annotation, molecular function: guanylate cyclase activity; peptide receptor activity. The coding region runs from base 37 to 1335 and encodes 432 amino acids. The record is from RefSeq and is a predicted model, not a curated record. NCBI's taxonomy places the organism in Eukaryota, Metazoa, Chordata, Aves, Passeriformes, Turdidae.